GUGUUAUAAAAUAACAAAUCACUCUUUGAAUAAUUACAAGAUAAUACAUGCACACACACGGAACGACACAUCGUACGGCGUUAUCUAUCGGACCCUCGGCUUUAAACCUAGUCCUUUAAACUCACUCUCGUGAGACAUGUAUCAGGUUUUUGGAGGCGUGCUGGCGACAAUUUAAGCAGUUAAUGAUUUUUAUGGACCGGUACUAGAUGUGUUAAACGGAUAUAUUGGAACUGAUGCAGUGCCCGAUAUAACAUACUUUAAAAAUCAUGAUCUGAAUGACGAGAAGUACCAGCGGUACGUCAGGGCAAAUUAAAGUGGAUGCAGUGCGUGUUGGAGGAGGAGGCACGUUCAGCUAACGGAAAACAAUCGAGGAGUAAGCCGGACAAAAAAAAAGUUGGAGGGGCACGCCUAACGAACGGGAAAUGGAUGACAUUACGACGAGAAUAAUUGUCAUUUUACUUUAAACCAUAUAACUUUUACGAACACUUAUUUUCAGGAUUGCACCUAUGGCAAUCCAAGGGGGAGGAUAUGAACUCUAAAAAGGGAUAAUUAUACGUUCAUUAACAACCAUGAUUAUAAUGCGCUGGAACAUUCAAGUGGUAUUCAAUUUGGCUAUGGACUCCCCUUGCAGAAAAUAGAACGUAAACAGAUAUAUGUUUAUUGCGAUAUAAGAAGCGAUAUUCGGUGUCUAAUACGACUAAAUAUAAAGAUGUAUUCAAAGAAAGUACCCAAAGUCCUUCGUAUGGCAUUUUUUACUUUUUUGAUACUUGUGAUAACAAUCAAAGGAAGAGAUUUUUUUAAAGACGUUCCGCACGAUAUUUUCGUUCUGAAUAACUCAAGCCAGGACGCGGCUUCUGUUUGUGUCUUGCCUAAACAUGACCCGUUCGACAGCAGUAUUAUGAAAUAUUUUUACGAUGUUAAAAUGCCCUGUAACCGAUUUCCAGAUGUUGUGUCUCUCGACUCCAAGAGUCGGAUACAGACUAACAUAUCUGCUAUAAAGGAGGCCGGAUGGCAGCACCUGACGUGUGAACGUGAGAUUAUACAGAGAUUAAACGAAGAGAACAUAGCAUUUAUAUCACCAAGUCCUGACAAAUUAUCAAUAGCUCUAAGUGACUGCUCUAAGAUAUCCUGCAGGGAUGAGAGCUCAUCGUUGGUAUACCAACAGCUUGUAUUCCAUACAGACAGUGAACGCGUGCUUAAGUCCAAAACAAUCAAGGAUGAGGCCACGGAUAGUCCUAGCGUUCUUAUCUUCGGCAUUGAUUCUGUGUCCCAGCUUACAGCCAAAAGAUUGUUGCCGAAUACAUUGAACUACCUGGAGCGUUCGUUAGGUGCUCAUCUUUUCCAGGGUUAUACAAAAGUAGCUGAAAACACCUUUCCUAAUCUGGUGGCUUUGCUUUCCGGUCAAAAAGAAAACCUUGAGGCGUUGUUUCAUGGUAAAUAUCUAGAUAAUGUGGUGCCAUUCAUUUGGAGGAAUUUCUCUGACAAAGGUUAUGUGACGAUGUAUGCUGAAGAGCAACCAGUGUCGCCUUCCUUCAAUGCGGUAUCUAAAGGGUUCCGAACUCCCCCUACUGACCACUACUUUAGGCCUUGUGCGAUGGCGAUGGAUAAUACAAACACUUUUAUUCAAUCUCCUAAAUAUCAAUAUUCGUCAAAGUUUUACAACAAAAUUUUACUAUCAAAGCAGUUUAUGUUUUGUCAUGGUAAUAAAGCAAAACAUGAAAUUCAUAUUAACUACUUAAAAUCGUUUUUGAAAUCGUAUAAAAAUAAGAGGAAGUUUUCUCUGACAUGGAUCGCUGCACUGGCGCACGAUGACCUGAACUAUCUCCGGUUGGCAGACGAUCAAUUUAGGGAUUUCUUUGAAUGGUCAAAUAAAAACGGACAUUUAAACAACACCAUACUAAUUUUUCUCAGUGACCAUGGCUCCAAUCUUAACGAAAUUCGGAACACAGUCAUUGGACGGGUAGAGGAAAGGAUGCCUAUUUUUGUUAUUGCUCUACCGCCAUCUUUAAAAAAUAAGUAUCCUAAUUUAGAGAAAAUCUUGCGUCAAAAUGCAGAAAGGUUGACGUCACAUUUUGAUACAUAUCAUACCAUAGUGGACAUUCUCCAAGGAACGUUUACGGGGUCAGGUGGAACUAAGUCCGGACAAGUUGGCAGGAGUCUGUUUGGAGCAAUUUCCCCUGACCGGACAUGUGAGGACGCCGGUAUCCGUCGGGAAUACUGUCCAUGCCAUAAAUAUGUUCCGGUCGACGUUCCUCAAGACAAACUCAUAAUAUUUGGUCAGAAAAUUGUCAAAAACAUCAAUGCAAAGUUUAAUACAGAAUAUCCGCAAUGUAAACAAUUGUCAUUACACAAAGUAGAAAAUUCUCAAAAAGUCGAAUCAAAUUUUAUUCCCAUGCAUGAAUCAACACAUUUUACUUGGUACAGUCUUUGGCAUAGUAAAUCAACACAUUUAGCGAGCAAACAAUACCGUAUGUUGAUAAGUACCAUUCCGGGUCUGGCCCAGUUCGAUAGUUCACUUACUGAACACAGUGAUGGAAGUAUCGAGGUCUGGGAUCACAUAAGUCGUGCAAAUAGGUACGGGAACCAGUCACACUGUGUACAGGCGAGCGAGUUGAAACCAUACUGUUUUUGUAGUCGGAAUCCGUCACCCAGCUAGCUUUUCAGUUUUAUAAAACAUUGAACAACGUUUUCAGACCGUUCGGGGAAAAUUAUUACCAUAAAUAUAUUUAAAACUUUACUUUGACGAUGCAAAAAGCAAUGUAAACAUUAUAUUUCACCAUAUGGCCAUUUCAGACUCAUUAACUGAUGUGUAACAAGAACUGAAUGUGACUUGCUCAAUUUGUCAAAUGCCUAUGUUGUAAGUAUGUUGUGUUAAUUUAUAAAGACAUCAUUUCAUUUUUUUCUAUUGUUUACUUUUAUUUAUUUUGAUGUGACAUUGUAAUUAGCGAAACAAAGGAAUAAUACUGACUGAGUAUAUCGCCACCUUCCUAAACAGGAAAAAUCAGAUACAUGUAAUAUGUUUUAUUAGGUAACUGUGAAACAUUUAGUUGUAAUCAUUUUUGAUCAUAUAUAUUUGUUGACGACGAAAAUAUCACAUUAUUUCAUUAUAUUAUUGAGAAAAAGUUAUCUUGUAUCUCAUGAAGAUGGUUACAAAAGGAAUGAUACACUGUAAUGAGGUAAAAUUUCAUUUAAAUUCUAAUUUCACUUUUGUGAAUGUUUGAAUUUCUUCAGAUAUAUUUUUAAUAUCUUCGGUAUGGCAAGGCUUUAAUUACUAACACUUUUCUUUAAUUUCAAAUGUAUGUUUGUAUGCAAAUUUGUUUAUUUAUGUUAUAAUUUUUGUGUAGAUGAA
This is a messenger RNA of Mizuhopecten yessoensis (Yesso scallop), 3349 nucleotides long. RefSeq lists its product as uncharacterized. The coding region runs from base 710 to 2656 and encodes 648 amino acids. NCBI's taxonomy places the organism in Eukaryota, Metazoa, Mollusca, Bivalvia, Pectinida, Pectinidae. The record is from RefSeq and is a predicted model, not a curated record. The transcript has 2 exons.